UAAUUCUGUCAAAAAACUUAUUAAAAGUUCAUCAUUUUUUAUUAAUGUUGACAAAUUAGUUCAAGUUUUAAAACCAGUUAAAACAGCAAUAAUUCUUCUUGAAAGUGCAAGUGUAAAUCUUGCAGAUUGUUUUCUUCAGCUAAUUUUAUUAGCUAAUGCUAUUAAAAAGUUAUCUAUUCAAGGAAUGCAAGAAUUUCGACAACAUAGUAUUAAUGCAUUUAAUAAAUAUUGUGAAAAAUUUGAUCCAAAUAUUUAUAUAUUAGCAUAUUUUUUACAUCCAGCUUUUUCAUAUGUAUUAAAGAAAAAAUAUUGGAAAAUUAUUAUAACUAUAGCAGCACAAAUUUGGAAAAAUAAAGGUGAUGAGUUACAUAAAAUGAUUGAAGAUUCAACAUUUUUACAAUUUGAGGAAGAGGAGGAGAAAGAAGAAGAAAAUAACAAUAUAGCUUUAGAAAUUCCAACCCAUGACGUUCAUGUUUUAAUAAUUGAACAAUUAUUUGAUUUAAAAGAUAUUGAUACAGCAAAUAAUGAAAAUAAUGAUAAUUCAAGUAAUAGUGAAAAUGAUAAUAGUGAUAAUAAUAGUUAUUCAGAUUCAAAUAGUAGUGAUGAUAAUAAUGAUUAUGAUAUUGAAUUAUUAACAGAAAAAUAUUUACUUAAUAAUGAUAGAGAAAUAUUAUAA
Messenger RNA from Funneliformis geosporum, 676 nucleotides. The record is from the annotation of a GenBank genome assembly. NCBI's taxonomy places the organism in Eukaryota, Fungi, Glomeromycota, Glomeromycetes, Glomerales, Glomeraceae.